GAGAGACCCAGCAGGCAAGGAUCGGACCAUGCUGGCCCUCCAUCCGCUCCCUCCGGAGGAAGAGCCCUACAGGCAGGUCCAGCCCAAGCACCGGGUCCCUGCAACAGAUGAAGACAAUAUGGAGGAUGGCUGUUCUCAGAAACUGGCAUCUGCCAAAUAUUUUCGACUUCUGAUGCUAAUAUUGAUUCCAUGCAUCUGUGCUCUUAUACUUUUGCUGGUGAUCCUUUUAACAUUUGUUGGUUCCUGCAUAAAUAUCACCUACAGUCAGUGUCAAAUGCUGCCAUAUAACCGUACCACUUUAACACCAGUCCUUUCCAUUGUCAAAAGUAUUGAAAUCGAAAAAUUCCUCAAGUUCUUCGGUUAUCUCAAUCGUCUCAGCUGCUAUCAACACAUCAUGCUGUUUGGAUGCAGCCUUGCUCUUCCUGAGUGCAUCAGCAAUGGUGAUGACAGCCAUGGACUCCUCCCUUGUAGAUCCUUUUGUGAGGCUGCAAAGGAAGGAUGUGAGCCUGUUCUCGCGAUGGUGAAUUCUUCUUGGCCAGAGUUCCUUGCAUGUUCCCAGUUUCAAAACAAAAGUGAAAAUGACAACAUCACCAAGGUCUGCUUCUCCCCACAACAAGAAUCAGGAAAACAAUUGCUUUGUGAAGGGGAUGAGAACUUCUUGUGCAGAAGUGGAAUUUGCAUCCCAGGGAUACUCCAGUGCAAUGGCUACAAUGACUGUGAUGACUGGAGUGAUGAAGCACAUUGCAACUGCAGUGAACAAGUUUUCCACUGUAAUACAGGAAAAUGUCUCAAUUACACAUUUGUUUGUGAUGGAUAUGAUGACUGUGGAGAUCUAAGUGAUGAGCAGAAUUGUGAUUGUAAUCUGUUAACUCACCACCGAUGUGGAGAUGGGAGAUGCAUAAGAAUGGACUGGGUAUGUGAUGGUGACCAUGACUGCACAGACAAAUCAGAUGAAGUCAACUGCUCAUGCCACAGUCAAGGACUGGCAGAAUGCAAAAAUGGUCAGUGUGUUCCCACUUCUUUCAAGUGUGAUGGAGACAAUGACUGUAAGGAUGGAAGCGAUGAAGAAAACUGUAGUGAAAGUAAGACACCAUGUCGGGAAGGAGAUCAGAAAUGUGCUUCUGCUUCCUGCCCUGAUUCCUGUAGCCACUCUCCUCUCUGUGACAUGAAUAAUAGACAAGCAAACUGCAGUCAGUGUGAACCAAUUACACUGGAACUGUGUUUGAACCUGCCUUAUAACUACACAAAUUACCCCAACUACUUGGGACAUCUGACACAAAAGGAAGCCUCAGUCAGCUGGGAGUCCUCUCUCUUCCCAGCUUUGGUUCAGACUAACUGCUACAAAUACCUUAUGUUUUUUGCCUGCACAAUUUUGGUGCCAAAAUGUGAUCUUCAAACAAGUCAGCGUAUCCCACCAUGCAGGACACUUUGUGAACAGUCCAAGGAACGAUGUGAGUCAGUACUUGGAAUUGUAGGUCUGCAAUGGCCAGAAGAUACUGAUUGCUCUCAGUUUCCAGAAGAAAACUCAGACAAUCAAACAUGUCUCACACCUGAUGAUGAUGUAGAAGAGUGCUCACCCAGUCACUUCAAAUGUCAUUCAGGGAGGUGUGUGCUGGCCUCUAGAAGAUGUGAUGGUCAGGCAGACUGUGAAGAUGAUAGUGAUGAAGAGAAUUGUGGAUGCAAGGAAAGAGGUCUUUGGGAAUGUCCGACAAGCAAACUGUGUAUCAGACAUACAAUGAUAUGUGAUGGAUUUUCAGACUGCCCAGACAAUGCAGAUGAAAAAAAUUGCUCAUUUUGCAAAAAAGAUGAGAUUACAUGUGCCAACCAUGACUGUGUGCCUCGUAAAGGAUGGUGUGAUGGACAGAUAGACUGCGCUGAUAAAUCAGAUGAAUGGGACUGUGUAACCCUGUCUCAGAACAGGAGCUCCUUGAUGUACCUAACUGUUCAAAGGUCAGCUACCAAUUACCAUGUAUGCGCUGAUGGAUGGGAAGAAAAUCUAAGCCAUUUGGCAUGCAAACAAAUGGGUUUAGGAGGGCCAGCUGUAACAGAAAUUGUCCAGGAGUAUGAACAGCUACAUCAUGAUAAAUGGCUGAAUUUACACUCUGAGUGGAAAAGCAAAAACAUGUCCACAUUACAUGCACAUUUGGUGACUGGAUUGCCAUGCAGAAGCAAGAGUAUGGUUUCCCUUCUCUGUACCAAAGAAGAUUGUGGCCGUCGGCCUGCAGCUCGUAUGUACAAGAGGAUCCUUGGUGGCAGAACCAGUCGCCCGGGGCGGUGGCCAUGGCAGUGCUCUCUGCAGAGUGAACCAAGUGGACAUAUAUGUGGCUGUGUUCUCAUUGCAAAGAAAUGGGUCUUAACAGUGGCACACUGCUUUGAAGGAAGAGAAAGCCCUACAGUCUGGAAAGUCGUGUUUGGCAUCAACAAUCUGGAUCAUCCUUCAGUCUUCAUGCAGACCCGUAUGGUGAAGAAUGUUAUCUUGCACCCUCGAUAUAAUCGUGCUGUAGUGGACUUUGAUAUAAGCAUUGUGGAACUCAAUGAGGAAAUCAAUGAGACAAGCUACGUAAGGCCAGUUUGCUUACCCAGGAGGGGGCAGCGAGUUCAGCCUGAUACCUAUUGCUACAUCACCGGUUGGGGACACAUGGGCAACAAAAUGCCUUUCAAACUUCAGGAAGGAGAAGUUCGUAUUAUUUCUUUAGAACAGUGUCAGUCAUACUUCGACAUGAAGACCAUCACUGCCAGGAUGUUAUGUGCUGGCUAUGAAUCUGGCACUGUGGAUUCUUGCAUGGGUGAUAGCGGAGGACCUCUUGUGUGUGAACAGUCUGCUGGACGUUGGACAUUGUUUGGCUUAACUUCCUGGGGCUCCGUCUGCUUUUCCAAAGUUUUGGGACCUGGAGUUUAUAGCAAUGUGUCUCACUUUAUUGAAUGGAUUGAAAGACAGAUCUACAUCCACACGUUUCUGCUCCACUGACUCUUCAGAAUACAAAUAUUGUGCUGACUGGAAAAAAAGAGGCAAAGUCCAGGAGCACCUGAACCAUGAAGAUGUUAAACUGAAGAUAUCUGCUGAAUGAGAAAUUCUAUGGGCUGCAGGGCACAAGCAAUGGAACAGCAUAAAGGGAUUUGAACAUCCUCUUGUGCUUCUGCUGCUUCUGGGUAAUGAUAGUCAAUAUUUUUGUAAUAAUUUCUGAUUUUUUUCCCUUUAGAAGUGUUGUGUUAUCUUUCACAUACACUGAGAAAAAAUGUAUACAGGAAGAAUCAACCAAUUUCUCAUGUAAUAGAUUACAUUUCAGACACAUUUAGAACUAGGAGUAGUGCAGAAGUAUUAGCUCAUCAAAAGAAAAAUAUGCUGACAGAUAAAUUUGAUUUCUGUUUCUUGCAGUAAACACUCAGUAUAUUUUCAAGGGCGAUUGGCAUAUCUAUUGAAAAUAGUCCUUUUAAAGGUUCAAAACACUUGCUUCCCCAUAACCACAAAGUCAACCUGAUUAUUGGUACAUGACAAAGGAGAGGUCAACCUAUGGGUUAGUUUCUGGCACUGUCCAAGUUAGGCACAGGCCACAUGACUGAAAACAAGGUUUGUUUAAUAUCUAGACCUUGACUACUCCUCCAUUUCUUUUUCUUGCCAUAGCCUACAUUUCACCUUUUCCCAUCCUCCUACUUCUAUUUAUUUUGCUCUCUUACCUUUUAUAUAAUGCUUCACCUUAACUUUAAUAUCUUUAUUCUUUCUCAUCUGUAUUUAAAAGCUUUUCUGUCUGCUUCUUUCCCCUCUUCACAACCUUUUGCCUUCUCUUGCUUCCUUACCUAUUCCCCCCCCCCCUUGGUGUAGUUUGGGGGGAAAGGCAACCUCCAGGUCCUCCAAGACAUCUUCUGAGAGGCUUCAGCAGUUGCCAAAUUGUCAAAAUGAAAUCAAAGGCAGCUGCAUUAUCCCUAGAGUUGCCAUUUGGAAGUGACAUAAAAUGGCCUCUGCAAUUGCCAUGUCAUCCAUCUGUCCAUUAAAUCAGUUUUUGAGCAGUUGUAGGAAAUUAUUAAUUGUCAUGCCCCAUUGCUCAUCCCAACCAGAAAUUCUGUGAGGCUCAAGACAUUGAUUAUAAUGGACAUAGAAUCAUAGAGUUGGAAGAGACUGCACGGGCCAUCCAGUCCAACCCCCUG
This is a messenger RNA of Sceloporus undulatus (fence lizard), 4143 nucleotides long. RefSeq names its product corin, serine peptidase (gene CORIN). Bases 29 to 2968 code for a protein of 979 amino acids. Gene Ontology annotation, cellular component: membrane. The transcript has 21 exons. Gene Ontology annotation, biological process: regulation of blood pressure; peptide hormone processing; acrosome reaction. The record is from RefSeq and is a predicted model, not a curated record. Gene Ontology annotation, molecular function: protein binding; serine-type endopeptidase activity. NCBI's taxonomy places the organism in Eukaryota, Metazoa, Chordata, Lepidosauria, Squamata, Phrynosomatidae.